AUGAGUGAAGACAUAGAACCACAUGUUCUAAGAAGAUAUGAAAUAUUGAGCAAGCUAGGUAGAGGAGCAUAUGGAAUAGUUUGGAAAGUAUAUGACAAAAGGACUAAGCAAGUUUUAGCUCUAAAGAAAAUAUUUGAUGCGUUUCAGAAUUCAACUGAUGCAUAGCGUACCUUUAGAGAGAUUAUGUUUCUCUAAGAAUUAGAUCAUGAAAAUAUAAUUAAAGUGAUUAAUGUAAUUCGUGCAAAGAAUGACCGUGAUAUUUAUGUAGUUUUUGAAUAUAUGGACACUGAUUUGCACGCGGUUAUUAGGGUUAACAUUCUUGAAGAUAUUCAUAAAUAAUAUAUAAUGUACUAAAUAUUUAGAGCAAUAAAGUACAUACACUCUGGUGAGUUAAUUCAUAGAGACUUAAAAGCAUCAAAUAUCCUUGUAAAUUCAGAUUGUAUGGUGAAAGUAGCAGAUUUCGGAUUAGUAAGAUCGAUUGCGAACUAAGAAAACGGCUCAACUCCAAUACUCACAGAGUAUAUAGCCACAAGAUGGUAUAGGGCACCAGAAAUAUUAUUAGGUUCACAUACGUAUACCAAGGGAGUAGAUAUGUGGAGUAUUGGCUGUAUUUUGGGAUAGCUUUUAUUAGGAAAGCCUAUCUUUGCAGGAACAAGCACUCUCAAUUAACUUGAAUUAAUAUUAUAAGUUACUGGUAAACCAACGUACGAAGAUAUUGAAGCUAUUUAGAGCGAUUUAGCAAUAACUAUGCUAGAAGCUGUAUAAAAUAAUCCAACUUAAAAUACCAAAACUCUCCAGUAAAUGAUACCAAUGGCCAGUGAUGAUGCUUUAGAUCUAUUAUAAAAUUUACUUUAGUUUAAUCCAAAAAAGCGUAUAACUGCAGAAUAGGCUUUAAGUCAUCCAUACGUUAGGUAAUUCCAUAAUCCUAAUGAUGAGCCUGUUUGUGGAAGAAUCAUUUAAAUUCCGUUAGAUGAUAAUAAAAAAUAUAGUAUGAGAUUUUAUAGAGAUAAAUUAUACUAUGAAAUAUCUCCAAGAAAAAAUGUUUAGCAGAAUGGUAAGUAGGAUUCUUAAUUAUGCAGUAAUUUUUCAGAAUCAUAAGAUUAGAUUUAAUAGCCGCAGUAAAUAUAGCAUUAAUAAUAAACAGUAAAUGAGUAAUAAGUCCUUCAGUAAAGAACAAAUAAUUAACAAUUUUAGUCAAAAGAUAAUUCAAUUCAAAAUGCUAGAAACAACUCAAACAGUUCUAAUUCAAGCUAAGUGAAAACAAAUUAAUCUACUUACAAUAAUAUUUAAUCUACACUUUUAAGAUAAAAAUCAAAUGGGAUAAUUUAAAAGUAAGAAAAUGGAAAUAUGUAAUAAAAUUAGAAUAUUUAAAGUUCAGAUUAACAAUAGAAUUUAGCAAAGGAAGUUAUUUAAUAAACAUCAGCUGUAGUUGCUGCGUAGUAAGCAGUAUUAGCUCGAAAGACAUAGAAAUAAAAUAGUAUAUAAUUUUAGCAAAAUAUUUACAACGAAGUGUAAGAAAGCAUAUAUCAAUAAGUAAAAACAUAAAAGCAAUAGCUUUAUCAGUAAUAGCUGAUGCAAUAAUAGUAACAGUAAUAAUAAAAAAUGUAAUAACAAUCCUAAAAUUAAGUUAUCAGUAGUAAAAAUUAAAUUCAAUAUCAAUCAAGUAAUAUAAAUAAAAAGUAAAAUGAAGAAAAUGAAAUUAGAGAUCCUUCAGAAAACAGUAUCAAGCAAUAAUAGAAACUCUAUGCAUCCCCAAAAGCUCCAAGUUCAAAUUAAAUUUUAUCAAAUAAUUAAAAUUUGUAAUAAACCUUAACAAAUAAUAUCAUGAGUACAAAUAAUACAAAUGGAAUUCACAAUACAAUUAGUAAUGGUUUCGCUAAAAGACCAACUCCUUUCUUAUAGAGUAAGAAUAGCAGUUAAUAAACUUCAAAUUCUACUGCACUAAACCAAAAAAGUUCCUCAAAUUAAAAUUCUUAAUAAAUUCUAUAAUAACAGUAAGUAAAAUAAAUGCUUAAUAGUCCUAACACUUAACAGAUGAUAUAACAAUAGAAAAGUAAGGAAAUAAAUUAAAAUAUUUUCAGUUAACAAAAUAUUUAAAAUCCUCAUUUGCUCAAUGGAAAUCAAUAUAUUAGCAGCAACAAUACAAUUAACAACAAUAAUGAUGGAUAAAUUGAUAAUGUUGAUGAAGGAAUUACAUCUCCAGUAAGUUAAAAUAUAUUAAAGUAAUCGAAUAGUAAUAGAUUGAUUAAGCCUAAUAAUCUGAAAUCUAAUUCAAGUAAAGCUCUGUAAUCGCCAACCUCAAAUAUAGUAUCUCCAUAGCAUUAAUAGUAAUCUUCUGUAAGCUCCUAAUCCACUUAAUAGUCGCACCCCUCUUCAGCAAUUUAAAAUUAAAACUCUUAAGUAUAACAAAAACCAGCUUCAAUAAACACUUCUUAAAAAUAUUUGUAAAGAAUUAUAUAGGGAGCAACACCUUCUACAUAGCAAGAGAAUAAUUUAAAAUAAGCCAUUUCACAUUAAAAUCAAAAUAAUAUAAUACAAUAAUAAUAUUAGAAUUAUAUCAACAGCAAUUUAAGUACAAAUAACAACAACAGUAACCCAAGUCAUUAAAUGAAUAAUUAGAAUGUUUAAAAUACAAAUGUUCAGUCAUAAAGCAAUGGAUACUCCUAAAACAAUAACGGGUACCCUACUUAAAGUAAUAGUGGAUAUUAGCAAUUAAACAAUGGAUAUCCAUAACAUACCAAUAUAUAUUCAUAGAAUAGUAGCAAUAAUAUAUAUACUUAACAAUAGCAACAGCAAUUAUCUGGACAAUUAAAGAAAGGAUCUACUUCUAUUAAUUAAUAUCUUACAACAACUUAUAAAAACCCUACCUAAACAAUGUAAUAAUAAAUGUAUAAAGGAAAUCAAAUAGAUUUUUAUUCUCCGAACAAAUCGAAAGUUAACACUGCAAAUUAUUUUGGUAAUAGGGCUUCGGUAACAAAAACUAUGGCCUAAUUAAACCAAAAGAAUAAUAGCAAUAGUGCUAUAAUUCCAAACUCUAACACAAGCAAUUAAAUUUAAAAUAAUAAUUAAUUAAAUACAAAUAAUAACAAUAAUAGCAAUAAAAACUAUUAAACAGGCUAAAAUGGGCAUAUUAUUUUGAAUGGUAAUCAAUCUGUUUCUCAUAAUAUUCAUGCAUAGAAUAGCGUAUCUGCAGGGAAUAUGGCUAACAACAAUUUAAAUUCUCUUAAUGGCUAGUCUUCUACAAAAAAUAAAUAUAGCUAUUCUAAUCUUUUAUAAAAUGCUUAAAAAUUAAAGGCAAAUACUCCUUCCUAUCAUUAACUUAAUUCUCCUAAGUAUUGA
Tetrahymena thermophila SB210 is the source of this 3339-nucleotide messenger RNA. RefSeq names its product extracellular response kinase. Gene Ontology annotation, cellular component: cytoplasm; nucleus. NCBI's taxonomy places the organism in Eukaryota, Ciliophora, Oligohymenophorea, Hymenostomatida, Tetrahymenidae. The transcript is spliced from 2 exons. Gene Ontology annotation, biological process: intracellular signal transduction; protein phosphorylation. Gene Ontology annotation, molecular function: ATP binding; MAP kinase activity. The record is from RefSeq and is a predicted model, not a curated record.